This is a messenger RNA of Oryctolagus cuniculus (rabbit), 28444 nucleotides long. The record is from RefSeq and is a predicted model, not a curated record. NCBI's taxonomy places the organism in Eukaryota, Metazoa, Chordata, Mammalia, Lagomorpha, Leporidae.
GCCGGGGUCGGGAGGCCCCGCCCGUGCGGGGGUGCGGGGAUGGCCCCUGUGGGUCCGUGCGGGUCAGCGCCGUGUCGCUGGGCCGGCCGGAGGCCGAGGUCGCGGUCGCGGUGUGGCCUUGCCGCCGCCCGCCCGCGCCGGGUGCGGUGCGAAGGCGUGACGGGACCCGCCGGCGGGGAGCGGGCUGAGGGCGCGCCGUUGGCCGGCCGUCGGCGGCUUUGGCUCGGCGUCCGGGGGUGCCCUGCUAAGUCCAGCGGGGGACUGUCGCCGUCCGCCCCCCAGGCAGGUGCCGGAGCGGGUAGCGCCGUGGAGGAUUGGGCUGCGUGCGCCUCUCGCCUUGCGGGGUGCCACCAGUUGGGUUCAGACCUCGUGGGGGUGGCUUUGUGCCGGCGUCGAGGAUGAAACGGGGGGCUGACGCCCAUCGGGCCAGCCCUGUGCGCUCAUUCGCCUCUUGGAUCUGUGGAGAUCCUGCCCAGCCCGUCGCCACCCCCUGAGACCUCUCUCAGCUCCUCGGCGCUUAACCGUCAUUGGAAACAAAUCACGCUGGACUGGAGGUCCAGCCUCCUGCCCUGCCCUGUCACCGUGUCUGGGGCCCGCCGCGGCGGCAGGGCGCGCGGUGUCCACUGCGGUGGCUACGACUUGAUGCACUGCCGCUCUGCAGUGGAGCAGACACAGUUUGAAAUAAACCAGGGAUGUUGGGGAGGGGGCAGGCAAUGCACUCUUGUAGCGGGGCCUUUUCAGCCUGACGUAUUUAGAAACGACUAGGUUUACUUUCUAGAAACCAGUUCAGGUGAGAUUGACAUAAAACGAAGCCUUUUUAAAGCGAAGAGGUCCGUGGUUGACUUGUUUUGUUUUGCACUCAGGCAUUUUUUUUUUUGCCCUGUCGGUGCCCCCCCCCCCCAUUUCCAUGAACAUUCGCCCUUUGCGCUGUUGUUUUGCAAGAGUGCUAAGCCAGCCCGGCCUUUUUUUCCCCCAAAGAAGCCAUUUUUACCUUUUCUAAUAUUCAGUAGCCUGCUCCACCACACAUCGUGUAUUGUACAUCUGAAUGUGAGUAUGUGCCCUAGCUGUGUCCAAGGUUCCUGGCUUCCUGGACCCUGAGUGCUUUUUUUUUUUUUUUUUUUGUCAUGUCAUGAUGGUGGUCUAAAGGCUGGCAGGUUAAUCUGGUACGAUCCCAAAUUGAUUGGCACUGCCUCAAUUUCCACUUUGCUUAAGGCUUUUCUUUUCCUCUUCUAGUUUUAGCAGUCCCGUGCAAUCAUUGUAGAAAGUGUAGAAAAUGUAGAAACAUAAUAAAAAGUUAACAGCCCCUGAUAUAAGGUUACCUGAAGUUAUCCUUACUGAUUAUUUGGUGUUUUCCACAUUGUGUGUAGGAUAUUUUUUUCCACACCCGGCAUCAUAAUGUGUGGUUUACUAUCUGCUUUUUACAAAACACCAAAGAUUUGCCACUUGCAGUAUUUUCCCCCGUAAGAGUUACCAUGCUUUGACACUCUGCUUUUUUUAAAAGAAUUUUUUCGCUGGCUUUAUUUUCGAGUCUAGACUUGGACAAACUGUUCAUUCCACAAAACAAAAUAAACCUUGCCUCAUUUUUCUUUUUAAAAGCAUAGUCUGUUUGGGGGUGUGUGUGGGGGAGACGUUUCUGGAUAACAAGCAGAAUUGCUCCAAGGCCGGGAACUACUGAGCUAUCAUUCAUUGGUUUCCUCACUGAUUCUUACAUCCUAAGUGCUGAUGAACAGGUGAUAACUGCAUUAUUUAGUGGACUCAAAUGGAUUUGCUGAAGACGGUCCUUGGAGGGUGCUUGUCCUUGCACUGUUUGUACUGGUUAGUCAGACUUUGUUUUAAACCUGAGUCCUGAUGUACUUUGACCUAUUGCCACUAAAAUUGUGUCUACUCCAACCCCAACCCCAAAGAGAGUGGAAACACCUCGUCCAGCAUUUGAUUGUCGCCAGCAGAAUUUGCUGUGUAAAUUUGACAGGAACAGUAAUAGAUUAGCCAAGGGGAAUUUGGUGUUUAGAGCCAGCUAGUUAGGAGUAAGGAAAUUUUUGCUGCGGCCCAGAUCUUUGCAGUCCAGUCCCCCUGGAUUCGCCUGGUGCAGAUGGGAGUAGUAGGAGGCUGAGGGAAGCUUCACUCUUCCCCACCCUUGACACGAAACUUCAUUCAGUUUUUGAGGAAUCACUGCUGCAGGGCCUUGGCCUCUGUCCUUUUUGGUCUCAGUGUUGUAACACUAGUUGGAGAUUAGUGUGGAACAUUCUGAACUCGCCUGUCUUCUGUUUUUUUCCCCCCCUACAACUCAUUUGGCACUGAUACCUCACUCUGUAGUCUUAAAAUAUUUAAAAAUUCCCUUUCCAAAAAUCUCAGUGCUUUCCCACUGUCCAAGUCUGUAGACUGUAAAUUUGUUGCUAGAAAGCACUGGGAAGUAGGUUCUCUGUGCAUAACCCAGAAGUGGCUUAGGGAGUUGGGGUAUGUGUGUGAGGGAGGUUAGGGAUAAUCAAAUUACAGUGACAGCAAGACUGGUAAGAUGGGAAAGCCAUCAUCAAAUGAAUGGUAUAGAUGACCAAAAUAGCCUGUUAAAGUAGUCUAUUGUUACUGAUUUUUAAGUUGAACGCACUUGUUUCAAACAGAAUGUUUGAGCUGACUGUUCCCUUUUUCCUGCCUGUGUCCCCCUUCACUCUCACGGUCUGACACUGAUGUUGCAACCCACAGCCUCACUCCUGUUUGCUGCAAGGGCUGUCCCUUGGAUUUGCUCUAUCCUAGCAUCGAAGUCAAUAGCUGUGUGUGCUACUGAGCAUUUGGCAUAUGGCUGGUUCUCUAAGUGUGAAAUACAUACAGUAGAUUUCAGAUUUACUCUGGAAAAGAUAUAAAAUACCUCGAUUUCUAAACACUGAUUCCAUGUUGAAAUGAUAUGUUGGAUAAACUAGGUUAAGUAAAAUAAAUUAUUGCAUUUAUCCAUUUCUACUUUUUGUAGCUACCAGAACACUUAAAAUUAUGUUUAUGGCUUGAUGUUUCUAUUGAAAAGCACAGCCUUGGUCUGAUAGGAGCGGUGUGUUUGCAAGUAACAGUAAGAUAUAGUAGUUUUUGGUUUCUACAGUUUGAAUGAGUAUACACUGCUCUUAUGUAGAUGUGUCUGAUUUUUGUAAUGUUUAUGAUAACUGUCAAAGUAUGAUUCUUUCAAAAAAUUAUAAAUUUAUUUGAAAGGUAGAGACAGAUAGAAAUCUUUGAUCUGGUUCAUUCCUUAAAUACCUGUAAUAGCUAGGUUUGGGCCAGGCCAAAGCCAGGAGCCGGGAACUCCAUCUGAGUCCUCCACAUUGGCAGCAGACACCCACCUACUUGAGCAGGAACAGAGCCAGGGCUGGAAUCCGGGUACUCCAGUGUCUGAUAUGGGAUGCAGACAUCACAAGAGGUAUCUUUUAACUACUAAGCCAAAUGCCUGUCCCAGAACACGAUUCUUCUUCUUUUUUUUUUUUUAACAGGCAGAGUGGACAGAGAGGUAGAGACAGAGAGAAAGGUCUUCCUUUGCCAUUGGUUCACCCUCCAAUGGCCGCUGCGGCCGGCGCGCUGCGGCCAGUGCACCACGCUGAUCUGAUUGCAGGAGCCAGGUACUUAUCCUGGCCUCCCAUGGGGUGCAGGGCCCAAGCACUUGGGCCAUCCUCCACUGUAAUCCCUGGCCACAGCAGAGAGCUGGCCUGGAAGAGGGGCAACCGGGACAGAAUCCGACACCCCGACCGGGACUAGAACCUGGUGUGCCGGCGCCGCAAGGCAGAGGAUUAAUCUAGUGAGCCGCGGCGCUGGCCUACGAUUAUUCUUUUGAAGACUUAUCUUAAUCUUGAAACUAUCUCUGGGUAAUUGAAUUGCUAUUAACUGAAUUAAUACAUUUAAUAUUUGAGCUUAAAAUUGUAAAAUGACAUCUGUGAUUAUAUAACCUUUUUAAAAAAAGUCGAGCUAAGCAUAAUUGGCUGAAUUUACCCAGACUUGGCCUACUACUUAUUGAUUUUUUUUCAUUUUUUUUUAAAGAUUUCCUUAUUUGUUUUUGAAAGUCAGUUACACAGAGAGAGGAGAGGCAGAGAGAGGCCCUCCAUCCACUGGUUCACUCCCCAGUUGGCCGCAAUGGCCGGAACUUCACAGAUUUUUAUUUUUUUAUUUUUUUGACAGGCAGAGUGGACAGUGAGAGAGAGAGACAGAGAGAAAGGUCUUCCUUUGCUGUUGGUUCACCCUCCAAUGGCCGCCACGGCUGGUGCACUGCGGCUGGUGUGCUGUGGCCGGCGCACCGCGCUGAUCUAAUGGCAGGAGCCAGGUACUUAUCCUGUUCUCCCAUGGGGUGCAGGGCCCAAGUGUGGGGAGCAACUCGGACUAGACUAAGUUACUGGAAUUAAGACUUAUUCUAUGCAUCUGCUCUCCCACAAUAUGGCGCUGAGAGAAAGAGACCAAACAACCUCUACGCAGCUGCCUCAUCAGUUUGACAAGCUGCAGGAGCUGAUCCUGCUCCUGAUUGGAGGAGAGCAGCAUGCUCGGUGUGUGGGUAGCAGAGUUGGGAUUGGUGGAAGAGGACUAUAAAGGAGGAGAGAGACAACAUGCACCAGGAAACAUCCGGAUAACAUCUGAGCAGCCCCCGAGAGAGCCGGCCGGCGGUGUGCUGCUCCCCCGCGGAAGUGGGGAAAGUGGCAGGGGGAGCUGCCCCUCCACGGAGGUGGAGGGGUCGGCAGCCAACCCGGGAAAGACCAGCAGCAAACCCUGGAAGGGCCGAGCAGACAAAAGAACAGCGCAGGGUCCUGUGUCAUUCCUCCGCGAAUGGGGGAGCGACACCCAAGGACUUGGGCCAUCCUCCACUGUACUCCCUGGCCACAGCAGAGAGCUGGCCUGGAAGAGGGGCAGCCGGGACAGAAUCCGUCGCCCCGACCUGGACUAGAACCCGGUGUGCCGGCGCCGCAAGGCGGAGGAUUAGCCUAGUGAGCCGCGGCGCUGGCCUACUUAUUGAUUUUUAUAAUUGGUCAUUUCUCAAAGGUUUAAGAAAAUAUUUCUAGGAGAAACUUGAAAUUUAAGCUCAUAUCUUUUCUCUCCUGUGGUUUAGAAAAAAUGCCACAAUAGAAGCAGGCAUUUAUGGGGCCAGCAUUAUGGUGUAGUGGAUUAAGAGCUCUGUCUUUCCCUCUUUUUGUAACUGCCUUUCAAAUAAAUUUUUGGAAAGAUUUAUUUAUUUGAGAGGUAGGGUUACAGACAGAGAGAGGGACAGACAGAGAGGUCUUCCUUCUGCUGGUUCACUCCCCAAAUAACCACAAUGGCUGAAACUGGGCCCAUCCAAAGCCAGGAGCCAGAAGUUUCUUCCAGGUCUCCCAUACAGGUGCAAAGGCCCAAGCACUUGGGCCAUCUACUGCUUUCCCAGGCCAUAGCAGAGAGCUGGAUUGGAAGAGGAGCAGCUGGGGCAUGAAGUGGUGCCCAUAUUGGCUGCUGAUGCCACAGGUGGAAGCUUAGCCCACUAUGCCACAGCGUUAGCCCCUAAAUAAAUGUUUACAAAGGUAGCAGCAGCAGCAGCAGCAGCAAGCAUUUAGCCUAUUGGAGUACCUGCGUCUUGGAGUACCUGAGUCCCAUCCUUGGUUCGGACUCCUGACUCCAGCUUCCUGCCAUUACAGAUCCAGUGGUGUUGGCUCCAGUAGUUGGGUUCCUGCCUCCUAUGUGGAAGGCCGGAAUUAUAUUCCAGUUUCAGGCUUUGGUACCUGCCCAGCCCCUGCCAUUGUGGCAUCUGGGGAGUAAGCCAGUAAAUGGGAGCUAGAGCUCUCUUUUUCUCUGCCUCUUGAAUGAAUUUAAAAGAAAAAGGCCUACAGUAGUUUGAUUGUAAGUGUAGAACACUUUGGACCAGCUCCUGGGACAGCUGUCCUUGUGAACACUGCUAGCAGAUCACCACCUACAGAAAAUUCAUAUUCUUUCUACUGCCGUGUUUGACAGUGUUGACAGUUGAGCCCCAACAUGCCUCGGUAGAUGUAUUUCCUUUUUUUUUUUUAAAGAUUUAUUUAUUUAUUUGAAAGUCAGUUACACAGAGAGAGGAGAAUCAGAGAGAGAGAGAGAGAGAGGUCUUCCAUCCGAUAGUUCACUCCCCAGUUGGCCGCAGUGGCUGGAACUGUGCCCAUCCGAAGCCAGGAGCUAGGAGCCAGGAGCUUCCUCUGGGUCUCCCACGUGGGUGAUGUCCUUGGGCCAUCUUCUACUGCUUUCCUAGGCCAUGGCAGAGAGCUGGAUUGGAACUGGAGUGGCCGGGUCUUGAACCAGUGUCCAUAUGGGGAUGUCAGCACUGCAGGCCAGGGCAUUAACCCGCUAUGCUACAGCGCUGGCCCCGAUGCAUUUCCUUUUAUUGCCCGUGUGGCAGUUGGAUAGGGUGAACAGCAUGGGCUCUGGGGCAGAGCACCUUAGAUUUCAGUGUUCUCAUUUCAACCAGCUGAGAUCUUGGGCCAGUGGCGUAUGUAAACCUCUGGUUCCUUAUCAUUUAACUGGUUCCAUGAUUCUGAACAGGGCUAAUAAUGGUACGAAUCUCAGUUUGUGUGUGAGGAUGCUUGUUAGUCACUCACUGCUAUACUUGGCUCAGCAACAAGGCGUGCAGUACUGAACGGCUCUGUAAUUGCUAACCUGGUUGAACCCCUCCCUCAGCCAAACUGGCCUUCCCCUGUCCCUUACCUAUUCCAGUUUUCCCUUCCUGUUUUCAUUCCUUCAUUGCCCAAGUAGUGUGUUUCUUCCAGUCCUCUGCCAGCUCUGUUGUUUGCAAAGGACUAGAUUGUAAAUACUUUUGUCUCUGUGGGCCAUAUGAUCUCUGUUGAAACUGCUUCUUCCCUCUGCCCUGCAAAGCAUGACUGUGAACCAAUACAACUAUAUUUUGGACCCUGACAUUUGAAUUAAUGCAACUUUAAUGUGUCAUGAAAUAUCUUACUUUUGAGUCUUUUUAACCACAUUAACAUGUAAUGUUAACAUGCAAAAGCCUUUCUUAGGUCACAGGCUGAACAAUAACAGGUGUCAGGCCACCUGCAGGCUAGAGUGUGCCACCCCUGUCCCAGAGCAAGCAGAAAUGUCAUAGCCCUCCUUGAGGCCUUGGCAACCAUCUUGUUAAGAGUGAUCCUCUUUGUCUAUGGAGUUCCUGCAGGAUUUUUGUGUGCUUUUUCAUAAUAGAAGUGCUUAAUCUGUAUUGUAUUGCAUUGCAAUUAUUUGUACUUGACUCUUGCUUCCUAAACAGACUAUAAAUCUUUAGAAGCUACAGAUGUGUUUUAGCCCCCUCUUAAAAUGCAGCACAAAAGUGCCUUUUACACAUUUGAUUCUAAAAUGUUUUGAAGAAACAGGUCUGGGCCAAGUUGAGCUAUGAGCUGUCUUCUAUUGCCAUCCCAAGCACAUUAGCAGGGAACUGGAUGGGAAGUGGAGCAGCCCCUACUUGACUGGGGCCCUCAAAUAUGGGAUGUCUAUGUUGUAUGGUCAGGGCUGGGCCAGACUGAAGCCAGGAGCCUGGAACGCCAUUUGGGUCUCCCUUGGGAGUGGCAGGGGCCCACAUAGUUGGAUCAUCUUCUGCCUUCAUAAAUGCGUUAGCAGGAGCUGGAUUGGAAGUGGAGCUGCCAGGUCUCGAACCUUCACUCAUAUGGGGUGCCUGUGUCAUAGGUGUCUGUGUAACACAUCGCAGACCCAGCAAUGCAUAGGUUCUUUACAGAGAAAAUUCUAAAACUUCAUUGAGUGACUUUAAACGAAGACUUACUAAAUGGACAGCACAGUGGUUCAGGGACUGGAGGGUACUCUGAAGAUGCCAUUACCAUGGAAACUGAUUUAUAGAUGUCAUGUAAUCCAAGAAAAAAAUUUAAAACUCAAAAAAGCAUUUUCGAAACCACAUACAGUCUCAACCCACGAAAUGGCAUAACACUUUUGACAAAGAAAGUUGGGAGAACUUGACUAAGAGACCAAGAGGAGCUGUGAUAAUUAAGAUGGUGUGGGCCAGCGCUGCGGCUCACUAGGCUAAUCCUCCGCCUGCGGCGCCAGCACACCGGGUUCUAGCCCCGGUCGGGUCGGUGCUGGAUUCUGUCCCGGUUGCCCCUCUUCCAGGCCAGCUCUCUGCUGUGGCCCCGGGGUGCAGUGGAGGAUGGCCCAAGUGCUUGGGCCCUGCACCCGCAUGGGAGACCAGGAGAAGCACCUGGCUCUUGGCUUUGGAUCAGUGCACGGUGUGCAGGCCGCAGCGCGCCAGGGCGCAGCGGCCAUUGGGGGUGAACCAUCGAAAGGAAGACCUUUCUCUCUGUCUCUACCUCUCUCACUGUCCACUCUGCCUGUCAAAAAAAGAUGGUGUGAUGUUGGCACUGGAUAGACCUACAGUGGUGGAUCAGUAGAACACCAUAAGGAGUCCAGAAAUAAUCUCCUACGUAUUCAGACACUGGAUUUAUGACCCAGGGGUCCCGGCAAAGGAAAGACGGAACUGUAAAGGAGAAGCUGACAUUGGAGACCACAUCCAUGACCUCCACUAGUGUGGAGAAGGAUUUCUUCAGAAGCUGCUUGCGGAAGAGCAGGCACAGCUCACGGAAGGGCACUUUAGGAAAGGAACGGCCAGAUGUCGAAUGACUGUGAAAAGGUGCCCAGUCUAGGUAAUAGUCAGUGAAACACAGACUGCCCUGCAUACCUGAAUUCAACUUGACAGUACCAGAUCGUGAGCAGGUCGAGCAAUAUGGACUUUCAGAAAUGGCUGGUAGGGAUGUAAAUUAGUUAUAAAUACUUUGGAAAACAGUAACACCAAGAGAGUAAAAAAAUACAUAUACUCUAGUGGCCAUCUGUUCUGUUAGAGAAAUUACAUACGUAUGAGAGAACCAGAAAAAAUACUUAGUUAUUUUCAUCCUGUGAUUUGGUUCAAUUAAUCUUUUUAAAUUUAAAAUUUUAAAUCUAAUUGGCAUAGUAAUUGUGUAUACAAGGCUGGCAUUGUGGCUUAGCAAGUUAAGCUGUUGCCUGUAAAACUGGCAUCCCAGAUGUGUGCCAGUUAGAGUCCCAGCUGUUCUACUUGCGAUCCAGCUCCCUGCUAAUGUGCCUGGGAAAGCAGCAGAGGUCCAAGUGCUUAGGCCCCUGCACCCACAUGGGAAAACCUGGAUGAAGUUCCUGGCUCCUAGCUUUGGCCUGGCCCGGUCCUGGCUGUUGUAGCCAUCUGGGGAGUGAACCAGCAGUUGGAAGAUCAAUCUCUCUGUCUUUCCUUCUCAUUGUAACUCUGCCUUUCAGAUAAAUAAAUCUUAAGAAACAGUUGUAUAGGGCUGGCGCUGUAGUGUAGCAGGUUAAGCUGUGACCUGCAGUGCCAGCAUCCCACGGGGGCACUGGUUCGAGUCCCGGCUGCCCCACUUCUGAUCCAGCUCUCUGCUAUGGCCUGGGAGAGCAGAAGAUGGCCGAAGUGCUUGAGCCCCCUGCACCAUGUGGGAGACCCAAAAGAAGCUUCUGACUCCUGGUAUUGGACUGGCAUAGCCCUGGCUGUUGUGGCCAUUUGGGAAGUGAACCAGCAGAUAGAAGAUCUCUCAGUCUCUGCUUCUCUCUCUACUUUUCAGAUAAAUCUUAAAAAUUGUGUAUAUUAAUGGGAUAUAGUAUGAUAAUUUGAUAAUGCAUACAAUGUCAUCAAGUCAUGGGCUAAUUAGCAUUUCCUUCUCUAAUAUUUAUCAUUUCUUUGUGUUAGGAAGCUUCAAACUCUUCCCUUCUAGCUCUUUAUAAAACAUAUAAUAAAUUGUUGGGAACUAUUGAUUGAAUUACAUGAGGGCGCUAUGUUCUAUAGAGACAGGUUGCUUUUUUUUUUUUUGUAAAAAUGGUGAGUAAAUGUUAUGCAUGUUUUCCCUCUGUGCUAAAUAUGUUAAGAUCUGUCAUCCUUUGUGUAUUUCCUUUGUUAAAGCUGGCCACUCAGUGGGCAUUUAAUGAAUAUUGUGUGGGAACUGCUGGAAUUUUUCCAAUGGGAACCCUUCUACAAGCCCGCAUGGUUUUAUCAGCUCCUUGGCUAUUGAGUGGCUUGGUCAGGUCCGUCCGUUGGUGGCUUUAGGAAAUCACAGCCUCCCCUGGAUCCCUUGAAAGGAAGCCCAGCCUGGUGACUGCGGCAUCUAGAGGGAGAUCAGGGGGACGGUGGCAGGCCCUGCCCGGCUUUGUAGGAGCAGGGAGGGGAAGGAUGGUUCUCGCUCUGUAGUAGAAGGGGUCCGGGCUUGAAUCUCACUGUGACCUGGCACAAGGCGUCCUUCCUGGUGGCGCUGAGGGUCAGUUGAGAGCGAGUGUUUGUUCACAGGCCCUCUGUGUAAUGGGAACGGCAGGAGCUGGGAGUGGGAGCACUGUGAUCAUGCUGAUCUGUUAGGAGCUGCCUCUGGUCAGGGGUCUAAGUUUGCUCUCCUUUAACUCCUCCAGGGGAUUUCUGUCACACCUGAAUGAAUGACCCACUGAAGUGCUGGCAGUGAACAGUUAAGGCUGAGAUUUGCAAACAUGUGGAAGGAAAUAAUGACUACAUGGUUUUACAGUUCUGUCAAUUUGCAGUUGAAAUACACGCAUUAUAAGGGAGUACCUGAUCCCUACAGUGAGGAGCUCUUUAUUCCCAACUUAAUUGUUUAAUAAUGAAAAUGUAUUAAACUACCUCUUAAUUAAAAAAUAAGACUUUUCUGAAUAAGAGACCUUCACGAUCUAGUACUUAGCCUGUGGUACACAUAAUUUAAAUAGUUAUUAACAUUUGCAACACUCUGUACCAACCAUUAUCCCGCUUUACAUGAACAGUGAGCUUGGGAGUUAGCUAAGACUGGUGGUAUUAUUCCGAGUGUCAAGAUGAAAUUAUACAUGUGUUCACCUCACUUCUGUUUCCGCCACUUCAUACUGAGAAAGCACUUUCAGAAAUGUGGGGGCUGGUAGAGGACAACUCUGAAUACCAGACCAGUGAAUGCUGGUUUAUUCUGGGAGUUUUAUCAAAGUGGAGUAGGUUGACGUUUGGUGGAUUGUCCAUCUUCCUUCUGUGCCAGUAAGAUGGAUUUUUUUAUGAAGGGAAUAACUGCUUUAAUAUGCUAACUGGGCUCACUGUCUUGUUCAUAAAGAAAUUUUUAAGAAAACUCAUUCUGUGUUGCCCAUUUAACCUUGCAAACAAGGGGUUGAGCUUGAUGAGUGAGGAGCUGAAAAUGGAAAAACAGGUGAGGGGCAUUCACGAGAACCUGUUUACAGGGGGCACGAAUCAGAUAGGAAGGGAAUUACUUCAAACCAGUAUCAGUUUGCUUCUUAGUUCUGAGGCGGAGUCAUGGAUCAGUCUCUUUGAACAAAGGACCAUUUGUCAGGAGUUGGGACAGAGUGAUGGGGUUGUUAAGCUGUUUUUCCUGGUUUAUACACAUAGUGUAUAUAAAUUAUGAAAAUUGAGCUCCAGAUUAAUUUUUCCCUGAGCAAUUUUAAUGCAUUCCUUUUCCCCCAGUGAAAACAUUAAAACACUUGAAUUUAUUGUGAAAACAGCUUACUAAUACGAUUUGUUGAGCCAUAGUUACCCCGAGACCAUCUGUAAGGAAAGCUUUGGGGCCCAGAAUACCCACCUGAAAAUCUCCUGGUUACCGCAGUUCCCCAGAAGAGCAUGAGAUAUGUGGGACAGGUAGCUUUUGGUGCACAGGUGUACCAGGCCCGCAGGUCGUAUCUGCCUCCUGCUGUUUGUUGAAUAAAUGGCGUUGUUCUGAAAGGAGCCGGAGGGAACGUGCUUGCAGCUUUGUACAGCCACAGUUGAAAAAUAGGGAUGCUUGGGGUUAUUUGAUGAGUCAUUUGCAGCAAGCUCUUCGUCUUCCAGUGUCCCUUGUAGCUGCACAUUUCACAUCCAGUGCUGCUUUCGGGUCCCCUGACGGGGUAUGGUUCAGCCUUGCUUGUUACCGGGUGGUGGAGGGCAGCUGGGUGAGAGCAGUCUGGUUGGCAGGGAAGACCAUCUGCACUCACUGCCACCAGCCUUCUCAGAAUUCCGAGGCACAGACACAUCAGGGAAGCCGGUGAGUUGCAUAUUUUGAAGAAAAGCGGACGAUUCUUCCUGAGUUUCUGUUCAGCAAUGACGGUGGCUUUGGUCAUUGCAGGGUUGUGUAAAGAAUAGUUGUUACUAUCACGGAGUUGCAGUAGGCACUCAUAGCCCUAAUCUUGGUCUCCUUCCUAGAGGCAGGUCUUGGCCUCUGUGUAAUCAGCCUCUUGUAUGACUUGUAGAAUGAUUUUCCAAAAAGUAUCACUGCCGUGAUAAGAUAUUUUUCUUUUCCUUGUUGUGCUGCAGGAGUUACCUAGAUCUGGCUGGCACCAGGAUCACCUGUGGAGGUUUAUAAGUAAAGGAUGCUGUCUCGACUCUGGGGAGUCCAGUUCAUGAGCUUUGGGAGCUGUAGCCCAAUUACAAGAAGUUUAGACUUUCACUUUGUGGCCUUUCAUCAGCCCAUCCUAACCACUGUUUGAGAUUUUCUCAUUCAUAGUUGCUAGUCCUUAAGCAUGCUCUUAAUUUUCCUUGCCUCUGGAACCUUCUCAAGCUGUUUCAUCAGAGAUACCUUCAUAUUUACUCUAGGAGCAAAUAACACGUGCCCCCCCCGCUUCUCUCUCCCUUCUAUGUAUGUUAGGGUUCUUGAUGCAUAUUGCCAAGUUGUUUCCUAGGAAGCUUGCAUUGGGUGCAGGGGCCAUUCUCCGCUGAUUUCCCGGGUGCAUUAGCAGAGAACUGGAUAGCAAGUGGAACAGGCAGGUCUUGAACCAGCAUCCAAAUGGGAUGCCAGUGGCUUUACCCACUCCACCAUAGUGCUGGCCCUUGUUGAGCUGUGAUUUGCAUUCACAAAUCAGUCAUUUGAAGUGUACUGUUCAAUGGCUCUGAUAUAUUCUCAGAGUUGUGCAGAGGACGCCAUCACCACAAUCAGUUUUUGAAACAUUUCCCUAAUCCCCAGAGGAAGCGCAUAGCCCUUAGCAGUCACUCGGCCCUCCCUCUCCUCCCAAGCCCUGUGGUUUGCGGGUUUGCCUGUAGGACAUGUUUCACGUAAAUGGGAUCAUUCAGUCUGGCUCUUUGUGACUAGCUGCUUUAACUCCGCCUAAUGCUUUCAGGGCCCAGCCAUGAUGUAGCAUGUGUUGGUACCAAUUCCUUUUUUAUUUUAAAGAUUUUAUUUAUUUAUUUGAAAGGUAGAGUUAUGAAGAAGCAGAGAGAGAGAGAGAGAGAGAGAGAGGUCAUCCAUCUGCUGUUUCACUCCCUAGUUGGUCAUAAUGGCCAGAGCUGUGCAGAUCUGAAGCCAAGAGCCGGAAGAUUCUUCCAGGUUUCCCAUGCCAGUGCAGGGGCCCAAGGACUUGGGCCAUCCUCCACUGCUAUCCCAGGCCAUAGCAGAGAGCUGGAUCAGAAGUGGAGCAGCCGGGACUAGAACCGGCGCCUAUAUGGGAUGCCGGCGCUUCAGGCCAGGGUGUUAACCCGCUGCAUCACAGCACCGGCCCCCAACAUUUUUUCUUUUAAGAUUUAUUUGAAAGACAGAGUUACAGAGAAAGAGAGAUCUGUCUGCUGAUUCACCCCCAAAAUGGCCGCAAUAGCUGGAGCUGGUCUGAUCAGGAGCCAGGAGCCAGUUGCUUCUUCCGGGUCCUCCACAUAGGUGCAGGGGCUCAAGCACUUGAGCCAUGUUCUGCUGCUUUCCCAGAUGCACCAGCAGGGAGCUGGAUUGGAAGUAGAGCAGCCAGGACUGGAACUGGUGCCCAUAUGAAACACUUGCGCUGCAUAACCCUGCUAUGCCAGUCCUGCCUGGCAACAUUUUAAGCAUGUGAAAAAGUCAAAUGCUAAACAGUACUGGAGAUUUUUUUUUUCAUCAUUAGAAAUGAGUACACAUUUCAGAUGCUGCAAAACUAUGAAAAUAAGGGUGUCUGGGCUUGAACAUAUGCCAUAAAACACAUGUAAAAAUAUAAUUUGUCUUUACGAAAAUUACAUCCAACCAGUAGCAAAGAAAGAUGUCAAUAAUGAAGUCUCUUGUGGCCGGCACUGUGGUGUAGGAGGUAAAGCCUCCGCCUGUGGCGCUGGCAGCCCUUAUGGGUGCUGGUUCCUGUCCUGGCUGCUACUCUUCAAAUCCAGCUCUGCUAAUAACUGGGAAAGCAGUGGAGGAUGGCCCAAGUGCUUGGGUCGCUGCAUCCAUAUGGGAAUCCCAGAGGAGGCUCUUGGCUCCUGGCUUCGGAUUAGCCCAGCUCUGGCCGUUGAAGCCAUUAGGGAAGUGAACCAGCAGAUGGAAGACUUUUCUCUCUGUCUCUCCCUCUCUCUGUAACUCUACCUCUCAAAUAAAUAAGUAAAUCUUUAAAAAAAAUGAAGUUUUCAGACAUGUUUACUACGUGUAUCUUACAUAUAGUGAUGCCAUAUCUCAUACACUGAGAUGCCAAGUGCAUAGAUCCAAACAGAGGCUUCUCACUGAAUCAAAGAAUUAUUGGAGAAGGGUUGAAUUCUUACACGUAACACACUCAAAACUUUCUAUAUAGAGAGUGCUGGAUCAUAACAAUGUAUUCUGGGGCUGGAACUGUGGCUAUCGGGUAAAGCCACUACCUGCAGUGCUGGCAUCCCAUAUGGGCGCCGAUUCGAGUCCUGGCUGCUCCACUUCUGAUCCAGAUCUCUGCUAUGGCCUGGGAAAGCAGUGGAAGAUGGUCCAAGUCCUUGGGCCCCUGCACUCGUGUGGGAGACCCGGAAGAAGCUCCUGGCUCCUGCCAUUGGAUCGGCCCAGUUCCAGCCACUGUGUUUAUUUGGGGAGUGAACUAGCAGAUCGAAGACCUCUCUCUGUCUCUGUCUCUGUCUCUGUCUCUGUCUCUGCCUUUCAAAGAAAUAAAUCUUUAAAAAAAAAAAUUUCCAAUGUGGUGGCAAGGAUUCAAGUAGAUGUCUUAAAAUAUCUCUCUCUCUCUCUCUCUUUGUAACUCUGCCUUUCAUAUAAAUAAAUAAAUCUUUAACAAUGUAUUCCACUGUAUUCCUGAGAGGUUGUGUCUUCUCUGGCAGUAUAAAAUUCCCUGGUCAGUUUCAAAGUUCUGGUAACACAAAGGCAUUUUCUGGUGCAUGCAGAUGUUGCAGUGGGCAUCAGUGAGAGUGGAAGAAAAUUGUAGAUUUCACACCAAGUUUCUGUUGAGCUUUGUCAAACCAAACAGCCUAACUAUAAGGCAAGCUAAAACACCCCCUAUAACAGAUUAGUGGGUUUGACCAAGUAAAUGUAGGAAUUUGACCUUAGGAAAAAAAUGCUGCAUGAACAGACCUAAAACAGUUGGCAUUGAAAUAAGCAUCUAGUAAUUAACAUCUUGGCCUGCAGGCAUUGUUUCAAAAGCCUGACCAAAAAUAAUCUGUUGUUCUGUAUUAUUAAGUUUUUAAAAUCAGCACUAGUCCUUCAAAUCUCAGAUUAUAAUAUGGUCUUCAUUACAAUACAUCCUUUUUUGUGCCAUAUGAACACAGUUAUAAUUAGGUUAAAGAAAGCUGAAUUUGUUCAAAUUAUUAUGUUUUUAUGUAUAUUGAAUACCAACUUUUUUUUUUUUUAGAGAUUUAUUUAUUUGAAAGAGUUACAGGAGAGAGAGUCUUCCAUCUGCUGGUUCAUUCUCUAAUUGGCCGCAACGGCUGGAGCUGUGCUAAUCUGAAGGCAGAAGUCAUGAGCUUCCUCCAGGUCUCUCAAGUGGGUGCAGGAGCCCAAGGACUUGGGCCAUCUUCUACUGAUUUCCCAGGCCAUAGCAGAGAUCUGGAUGGGAAGUGGAGCAGCUGGGUCUCAAACCAGUGUCCAUAUGGGGUGCUGGUGCUUAGGCCAGGGCGUUAACCUCUGCGCCACAGCGCUGGCCCCUAACAUUUUUUUUAAAGAUGUAUUUAUUUAUUUGAAAGUCAGUUACACAGAGAGAGGGGAGGCAGAGAGAGAGAGAGAGAGAGAGAGAGAGAGAGAGGUCUUUUUUUAAUAGAAAACUUUUAUUUAAUAAAUAUUAAUUUCAAAAGUACAACUUGUGGAUUAUAGUGCUUCUUCCCCCCAUAACCACCCUCCCACCCGCAAACCAUCCCAUCUCCUACUCCCUCUCCCAUCCUAUUCUUCAUUAAGAGUCCUUUUUAAUUAUCUUUAUAUACAGAGGAUCAACUCUGUACUGAGUAAAGAUUUCAACAGUUUGCACCCACACAGACACACAAAAUAUAAAGUAUUGUUUGAGGGUUAGUUUUACUGUUAAUUCUCAUAGUACAAUGCAUUAAGGACAGAGGUCCUACAUGGGGAGUCAGUGCACAGUGAUUUCUGUUGUUAACAAUUGACACUCUUAUUUAUGACAUCAGUAAUCACCCAAGGCUCUUGUCAUGAGCUGCCAAGGCUCAUAAGCCUCUAGAGUUCACAAACUCCAACCUUUUUUAGACAAGGCCAUAAUCAAAGUGGAAGUUCUCUCCUCCCUUCAGAGAGAGGUACCUCCUUCUUUGAUGGCCCCUUCUUUCAUUGGGAUCUCACUCAUAGAGAUCUUUCAUGUAGGUCAUUUUUUGCCACAGUGUCUUGGCUUUCCACCCGAAAAACUCUUAUGGGCUUUUCAGCCAGAUCUGAAUUUCUUAAGGGCUGAUUCUGAGGCCAGAGUGCUGUUUAGGGCACUUGUCAUUCUACGAGUCUGCUGUGUAUCCCGCUUCCCAUGUUGGAUCAUUUCUUCUUUUUUAAUUUUAUCUAUUAUUAGCAGACACUGGUCUUAUUUUUGUGAUCCCUUUGACAAUCCUAUCAUUAUGAUCAGUUAUAGACUUAAACUUAUCACCUUAAUUAGUAAGGUGGCAUUGGUACCUGCCAACUUAAUGGGAUUUGAAUUCCCAUGGCAAGUUUUUAGCCUUACCCUUGGGGGUAAGUCUGAGGGAGCAUGUGCCGAACUGUACAUCUCCCUGAGAGUGGUCUUUCAUUCACUGUUUCACUCCCCAAUUGGCCGCAAUGUCUGGAGCUUCACGGAUCCGAAGCCAGGAACCAGGAGCUUCCUCCGAGUCUUCCCAUGUGGGUGCAGGGGCCCAAAGACUUGGCCCAUCUUCUGCUUUCCCAGGCCAUAGCAGAGAGCUGGAUUGGAAAUGGAGCAGCUGGGACUCAAACUGGCAUCCAUAUGGGAUACCAGGUCCAUAUAGGAUGCCUGUGCUGUGGCAUAGCAAGUAAAGCUGCCACCCUUUUUUUUUUUUUUUAAAGAUUAUUUAUUUUAAAGGCAGAGUUUUAUAUAUAUAGAGAGAGAAAGAUCUUCCAUCCACUAGUUAACUCCCCAGAUGGCUGCAACAGCCAGGGUUGGGCCAGGCCGAAGCCAGGAGCCAGAAACUCUAGAUCUCCCAGAUGGCUGGCAGGAAGCCAAGUACUUCAGCCAGCUUCCACUGCUUUCCCAGAGGCAUUAGCGAGGAGCUGGAUUGGAAGUGGAACAGCCGAGACUUGAACUCAUGCCUGUAUGGGAUGCUGGUGUUGCAGGCAGGAGUUUAAACCACUGCACCACAACAUCAGCCCCUUAAGUUUCUUUUAUUGUGCUUCUGUUUGGGGGCACUUUGAUGGAAGAGAAAUUCGUUUCCCAGGAUUGCAUCCUUCCAAAGCAUUCCUUAGCAUUGGUCCAAACUUACCUGUUUUGAAUAAUGCUACAGAGAUUCAUGCACAGAUUUUUUUGGGGGGAUACAUGUUCUUAUUUCUUUUGGGUUUAUUAUACCUUGGUGAGAAAACACAGGGCCACCUGAUAUCAUAGAGCCUUUUGUGGAGUUGCCAGGAUGGUUUUCAAAGUAACUGCAGCAUUUUACAUUCUUCCCAGCCAUGUAGGAGGGUUCCAGGCUGUCCACAUCCUCACCAGCACUUAUUACCUGUGGCAGUAUCCAAAUUUUGAAUGAAAUUAAAAGAAGGAAAAUAUCACUAACAAAAGCAAUUUUGUGACAUUGGAUUGUGAUAUUGGAUCCUGAUGGCUGUUGCCUGUGUUAUGUCUGGAGCUCUUAAAACAAUAAAAAAUAUAGAUUAACGUUUUGAUGAAAUUGAGGCCACAAAACCUUUAUUCAACUAUUUUGAAGCUACAGUGUGCUGUAGCUUUUUCACCUGGUCAGGCCUUGAUUUAUUAGCAGAGAAUUUACAAUCUGAUUGCAUUUCAAGUAAAUGCUGCCCAUGCAAUAGCAGACAACACUCUGAAAUGCGUAUUUUCUCAUGACUUUGCUCAUUCUUUUUUAGCCCUAGGGAUGAACAUGAAUGGCUAGGAUGUAUUAUACUCACAACCACAACAACAAACUCUUUUUUUUUUUUUUUUUAAGGUGUAUUUAUUUUAGGCAGUUACGGAGAGGCAGAGGCAGAGAGAGACAGAGAGAAGUCUUGCAUCUAUUGCUUGACUCCCCAAAUGGCUGUAAUGGCCAGAGCUGCCCCCAUCUGAAGCCAGGAGCCAGGAGCUGCUUCUAGAUCUUCCACAUAGGUACAGGGGCCCAAGUGUCUGGGCCAUCUUCUACUGCUUUCCCAGGCCAUAGCAGAGAGCUGGAUCAGAAGUGGAGCAGCCGGGACUUGAACUAGCUCUCAUAUGGGAUGCCAGCCCUGCAGGCGGCGGCUUUACCCGCUACCCCACAGUGCCAGCCCCAACAACAAACUCUUGAUUGUUUCCCGUGUGUCAGGCCUGGUGUUAAGCACUUUUCUAUAGUUUUUCAUUUGCAUAGUCUAUCAUUAAUUUCAUAAUGUCACUUUAUUAGUAUUCAUUGUUUUAAAUUUAAGACAGAAGAGAGAGUGAGCUUCCAUCUGCUGGUUCACUCCCCAGAUACUCACAAUGGCUUGUGCUUGACCAGAGUAGGAGACAAGACCUGGAAACUCAUCUAGGUCCUCUGGUUGACAAGAACCCAGUUACUUGAGUCCUUACUGCUCCCUCCCAGGGUUUGCAUUAGCAGGAAAAAAGAGUCAGGAGCAGAGUAGGUAGUGAACCCAGGUACUCUGAUGUGGGAUGGGAUGUGGGUGUCCUAACCACAGGGGUAAAAAGCUGCUCCUCACAUUAUUUUCUGUUGCUACUCUUGGGAGUAAGCUGUUUUGUAGAAGAGCAAGUUGCUACUCUUGGGAGUAAGCUGUUUUGUAGAAGAGCAAGUUGAAGCGUGAGACGUGCAGUGACUUGGCCCUGUAACUGGUGGCUGAAGUGUCUGAAUCCAGGCCCCCUGACUGGAGUUCGGCUGCCUCCCACCCAGAGCCGUGCAGCAGUGUCAAGGGCAGGGGAGGGGGACGUCUGGUCAUUCAGUCAUGCUAACACCAGGUGUUGGGUGAGGCCUUGCCACGGGCCCACCGCGUGGGAAAGCUAUGUGUGUGUGUGUGCCAUUUCCAGCAGUACCUGUUUCCUCCCGGAGCCUCUGCCCCUCCUGUUAACUGAGACAGGAGAUGGACAUUCUAGUCCCAGAUCUGAUCCCACCAUAGACGUGCUUCCCUGUGCCCACAGCAGCCUGCUUUUACUGCCGUGCACAGAUGGCAAAAUCUGAGCUAUUCUUGCAGCGUUGAUGGGGGAGGGUCGCAAGGCUAUGGAGAUAAAGGCGUUCCGAAGCUUUAGAGUCUAUAUCAAGAUGCACCCCUGUGGGAACUGGACUUUCAGAUCAUUCCUUUUAGUGCCAGGUUGGGCUUCCGUGUAUUCUUUGCAUGUAUAAAGGCUGAUUUUGACUUUGAUUCUGAGGACCUGGGAGUGGCUGAGCUCUGUGUGCCUCUGCAGCCGUAUUAGUGACACUAGUUCAAGUUCCUUCAGGGGUUCUGGUUUGCUAGUUUAUACUACUAGAGAAUGCCAUCUAAAAUGUAAUCUCCCCCAUAGUGCUUGUGUUUUCUCUCCAGCUCAUUGAAGUUCAGUUAUAAACAUUGAUAUUAUAUACACAUUUAUGUAUAUGUGUGUAUCUUUGCCCGAUUUAUUCACUGUGGAAGCAUUUGUCUCCAUUUUUUAAAAAAGAUUUAUUUAUUUGAAAGAGUUACACAGAGAGAGAAGGAGAGGCAGAGAGAGAGAGAGGUCUUCCAUCCACUGGUUUACUCCCCAGAUGACUGCAAUGGCCUGAGCUGCGCUGAUCCAAAACCAGGAGCCAGGAGCUUUUUCCGGGUCUCCCAUAUGGGUGCAGGGCUACCCUCCACUGCUUUCCCAGGCCAUAGCAGAGAGCUGGAUUGGAAGUGGAGCAACUGGGACUAGAACCGGUGCCCAUAUGGGAUGCCAGUACUGCAGGAGGUGGCUUUACCCACUAAGCCACAGUAAUGGCCCCUGUCUCCAUCAUUUUUAAUGGCAAUACAUAAAAACAGACUACAUCCUGAGAGGGGGUUUAUUAAGUAACAAAGUACCUUCCAUUCAUUGCAGAAGUGUUUGUGGAUGACUUCCUGUACCAGACAGGGCAGUAGGUGCUGGGGGUACUCUGUGGUCCAGGCAGGGGAGGUGGCCCUUGGGCAGCACAUUUCAGUGUGUGUGUGUGGGAGUGGGGAGAGCACAUGCAUUGCACACUCACAGAGCUCUCCUAAUAGGUGGGUGCCUGGCAGGGUGUGAAGGAGAGCCAGGUGAGAGAGGCUCAUCAGAGAGGCCUACCGAGGAGCUCACCUUGACCCUGAGGCCUCAGUCAUGAGAAGUUGUUGGAAAGCAUCCAGGUAGAGGAGACCGCUGUUGCCAGUGCUGUGGCACAGCGGGUAACGUGCUGCUGCCCCAGUGAGCCCACCUGCGCAUGUGUACCUCCACACCUCAGUUCUCUUCCCAGCCCACCCUGGGGGCUCCAACCCCAUCACUGCCCCCCACACCGAGCUUUUCAGGGGCUACUGCCAGAUCUCGCUCCCCGGCUCCAGUGCCACUCGGCCUCCCUGUGACAGUCACCUCUUCCUCACACUCUUCUCUUGCUUCCCUAACACUGAACACCCCAGGCGUCCCUGCCCUCUCUCUCUGGUGGUUCUGGGAGUGGCACUGCCCAGGCUCCCCCAGCUCCUCCUCCUCUGCUUGGCUUUACUUACUCUUCUGGCCCCCUAGGGGUUUGUUCUGUUUUGUUUUUGUAAAGAUUUAUUUAUUUAUUUAUUUGAAAGGCAGAGUUACAGAGAGACAGACACACACACACACACACACACACACACAGAGAGAGAGAGAGAGAGAGAGAGAGAGAGAGUGUGUCUUCCAUCCACUGGUUCACUCCCCAAAUGACCACAACAGCUGGAGCUUCACUGAUCCAAAGCCAGGAGCCAGGAGCUUCUUCCCAGUCUCCCACGUGUGUGCAGGGGCCCAAGGCCUUGGGCCAUCUUCUACUGCUUUCCCAAACCACAGCAGAGAGCUGGAUGAGUAGUGGAGCAGCUGGGACUCAAACCAGAACCCAUAUGGGAUGCCAGUGCUGCAGGCAAGGGCUUUAACCCACUGCACCAGCCCCUGUAUAUUUAAGUUUUUUUUUUUUUUAAACAAAAUGUUCAGCAGAAUAGGGACAUAUUUAAAUUGGUAAUUGGCACAUCUAUCAUGUUCACAGCAAUGAGAUUACUGAAAAUACUUCAGUAUCUGAAAAGAUGUUCAGAGUAUAUUGUUAUGUUAAAAUGUGGUUCCAUUUGUGCACAGCAUGUAUGUGUAUAAAGACAGCCAGUUCCCCCUAAUUUUUUAUUUACUCAUUUUCAUUUUAUUUGCAGGGAAGAGAGACAGGCAGAGAUGCAAUAUCUGCUGGUUCAGUUCCCCAAACGGCCAGAACAGUCAGGGUUAGGUCAGGUGGGUCCAGGAGCCUGGAACUCCUUCUGGGUCUCCCGUGUGGGUGGUGGGUGGCAGGGACCCAAGUGGGAGCAUCAUCUGCCUCCCAGCGCACAUUAGCAGGAAGCUGGAUCAGAAGCAGGGUUGCUAGGACUCAAACCGGGCACUCUGAUAAAAGGAGGUGGAUGUUCCAAGCAGCGACUUGUCUGCUACGCCAAAUGCCCACCACAAGUAACAGCUGGUUUUCUGAUGGGUUUGUAUAUGAUAGAACAAUGGAAGGACACAACCUAGAACAUUGGAUUGUGGCUACAUCUGAAGAAUGGCUUGGAAGUGGGAAACGUUUACUUUUCAUUUCAAAUUAUCCCAAACUGUCAGAUUUUUCCUCCUACAGGUGUGUGCAACCCUCACAAGAAAUUUUAGAACAUUUUUAUCACCUCGAAAAGGUGUCCCACACCUUUAGUCACCUCUCCAUCCUCCCCAUUCCUUGACCGUGAGCAAUCACUGAUGUAUUACUUUCUGUGUCUACAGACUUCCAUAUCCUGGACUUUAACAUAGAACAGGUGGCACACCGGCCUGAAGGUUCAGUCGUGUCACAGCACGUAUGCAUGCUUCACUCCUUUGUUCUGGUUGAAUGGGGCCUUGCAGCGAGAACUUCCCAUUCGUCCUUCGUGAACACAGGUGCGGCAGACAGAUGACGGCCCUGUCCCCUGUGCUGCUGUAGUGCCCCAGCCCUGGUGCUGCCCGCUGGGGAAGAUGGAGUCCAAAGAUGAAAGCUCGCCUGUGUGGCCAACAGCCACGGAGCAUGAACAGAACACGGCCCAGGUGCACUUCGUCCCAGACGCUGGAACCGUGGCUCAGAUCGUCUACACCGAUGACCAGGUCCGGCCACCCCAGCAGGUGGUGUACACAGCAGAUGGAGCCUCCUACACGUCAGUGGAUGGGCCGGAGCACACGCUGGUGUACAUCCAUCCAGUGGAAGCUGCACAGACUCUGUUUACAGACCCAGGCCAGGUAGCUUUUGUCCAAGAUGCUGCAGCUCAGCAGGCCACGUUGCCAGUGCAUAACCAGGUGCUGCCCUCCAUUGAGAGCGUGGACGGUUCCGACCCUUUGGCAGCUCUGCAGAACCCUAUAGGGAGACUGGAGGCAAAAGAGGAAGAGGAUGAGGACGAGGACGAGGACACAGAGGAAGAUGAGGAAGAAGAUGGUGAAGACACAGAUCUGGAUGACUGGGAGCCGGACCCGCCCCGGCCCUUUGACCCCCAUGACCUGUGGUGUGAGGAGUGUAACAACGCCCAUUCUUCAGUGUGCCCGAAGCACGGCCCGCUGCACCCGAUCCCCAAUCGGCCCGUGCUCACCCGCGCCAGAGCCAGCCUGCCCCUGGUCCUCUACAUAGACAGGUUCCUUGGUGGGGUGUUCUCCAAGAGGCGCAUCCCCAAGCGCACCCAGUUUGGCCCCGUGGAGGGGCCCCUCGUCAGGGGCUCCGAGCUGAAAGACUGUUACAUUCACCUAAAGGUUUCUCUUGAUAAAGGGGACAGAAAAGACAGGGAUUUGCAUGAAGACCUGUGGUUUGAGUUGUCUGAUGAGACCCUUUGUAACUGGAUGAUGUUUGUACGUCCAGCCCAGAACCACCUGGAGCAGAACCUGGUGGCGUACCAGUACGGCCACCACGUGUACUACACGACGAUAAAGAACGUGGAGCCCAAGCAGGAGCUGAAGGUGUGGUAUGCUGCAUCCUAUGCCGAGUUCGUGAAUCAGAAAAUCCAUGACAUCUCCGAGGAAGAAAGGAAAGUUCUUCGAGAGCAAGAGAAGAAUUGGCCCUGCUAUGAAUGUAAUCGCCGGUUUGUAAGCUCAGAGCAGUUGCAACAGCAUCUCAAUUCUCAUGAUGAGAAACUGGAUGUGUUUAGCAGAACGAGAGGCAGAGGAAGGGGACGAGGCAAGAGACGAUUCGGCCCAGGUCGGCGGCCAGGGCGUCCUCCAAAAUUUAUCCGCUUGGAAAUAACGAGCGAGAACGGGGAGAAGAGUGAUGACGGGACGCAGGAUUUGCUACAUUUUCCCACAAAGGAGCAGUUUGAUGAGACUGAACCAGCUACUCCGAAUGGGCUGGACCAACCAGGACAGACCCCUAUCCCACUGCCUCAGCCACCGCAGGAAACCCCGACUUCCCUGGACCAUGAACCAGAAACCCACACCCUGCACCUGCAGCCACAGCACGAGGAGAGCGUGGCGCCUACCCAGAGCACUCUGACUGCCGACGACAUGCGCAGAGCCAAACGCAUCCGAAACGCAGCUCUUCAACAUCUGUUUAUUCGGAAGUCCUUCCGGCCUUUUAAGUGUUUGCAGUGUGGGAAGGCCUUCCGUGAAAAGGACAAACUGGACCAACACUUGCGCUUCCAUGGGCGGGAGGGGAACUGCCCGCUGACCUGUGACCUCUGUAACAAGGGCUUCAUCAGCAGUGCGUCCUUGGAGAGCCACAUGAAGCUCCACUCGGACCAGAAGACUUACUCUUGCAUUUUUUGCCCAGACUCCUUUGACCGCCUUGAUUUGUUGAAAGAUCACGUGGCCAUUCAUAUCAAUGAUGGCUACUUCACCUGCCCAACUUGUAAGAAACGGUUCCCAGAUUUCAUCCAGGUGAAAAAGCACGUGCGCAGCUUCCACUCGGAGAAAAUCUACCAGUGCACAGAGUGUGACAAGGCCUUCUGUCGGCCCGACAAGCUGCGGCUGCACAUGCUUCGGCAUUCGGACCGCAAGGACUUCCUGUGCUCCACCUGUGGGAAGCAGUUCAAGCGAAAAGACAAACUGCGGGAACACAUGCAGAGGAUGCACAACCCAGAGAGGGAGGCCAAGAAAGCCGACCGCAUCAGCCGCUCCAAGACCUUCAAGCCUCGCAUCACGUCCACGGACUACGACAGCUUCACGUUCAAGUGCCGGCUGUGCAUGAUGGGCUUCCGGCGGCGAGGCAUGCUGGUAAAUCACUUAUCAAAGAGACACCCAGACAUGAAGAUCGAAGAGGUGCCAGAGCUAACUCUCCCCAUCAUCAAACCCAACCGUGACUACUUUUGUCAGUACUGUGACAAGGUUUAUAAAAGUGCGAGUAAGCGGAAAGCCCACAUUCUGAAGAAUCACCCAGGAGCUGAGCUCCCGCCAAGCAUAAGGAAACUUCGUCCUGCUGGCCCCGGAGAGCCCGACCCCAUGCUGAGCACCCACACCCAGCUGACGGGCACCAUCGCCACGCCUCCCGUCUGCUGCCCUCACUGCUCCAAGCAGUACAGCAGCAAGACCAAGAUGGUCCAACACAUUCGAAAGAAGCAUCCAGAGUACGCCCAGCUCCCCAACACCAUCCACACACCCUUGACGACGGCCGUGAUCAGCACUGCCCCAGCUGUGUUGACGACAGAUAGUGCCACUGGAGAGACUGUGGUGACAACAGACCUGCUCACCCAGGCAAUGACAGAGCUGUCCCAGACCCUAACAACAGACUACCGAACGCCCCAGGGGGAUUACCAGAGGAUUCAGUAUAUCCCUGUGUCUCAGUCUGCCUCUGGUCUGCAGCAGCCUCAACACAUACAGCUUCAAGUGGUGCAGGUAGCCCCGGCCACCUCCCCCCACCAGUCUCAGCAGCCCACUGUGGAUGUCGGCCAGCUGCAUGACCCCCAGACCUACACCCCGCAUGCCAUCCAGGUGCAGCACAUCCAGGUGACAGAGCCCACCACCUCAACUCCCUCGCCCUCCCAGGUAGCUGGGCAGCCUUUGAGCCCCUCUCCCCAGCAGUCUCAGCAGGGGCUCAGUCCCUCCCACAUACCAGGCGGUUCUUCCACCCAAGGGCAGGCCCUGCAGCAGCAGCAGAACUCCUCUGUCCAGCACACGUACCUGCCCAACGCUUGGAACUCCUUCCGUGGCUAUCCGUCCGAGAUUCAAAUGAUGACACUUCCCGCUGGUCAGUUUGUGAUUGCAGACACCAGUGUGCCAACUCCUGUUACUACUGGACAAGUGAAGGCAGUCACUUCGGGUCAUUACGUGUUAUCCGAAAGUCAACCAGAAUUGGAGGAAAAGCAGACUUCGGCCCUCUCCGGCGGAGUCCAGGUUCAAGCGUCUGCGCAGAGUGAGGCCCUGGACGCCCAGCCCACCAGCCAGCAGCAGACCACACAGUACAUCAUCACCACCACCACCAACGGGAACGGAGACAGCGAAGUGCACAUCACCAAACCUUAACUCCGCCUGGCCCUGCACCCGAGCAGUCACAUCGCGUCUUUUCUCAGCCCUAAGCCCGGAAACUCCCGACGCCCGGAACUCUUUUGUAAGGUUUAUUAUUCACUCGAAGAGUUUGGAAGCUACCGUUUUGACACUCAGACACACCAUGGGGUUUAUCUUGCCAACAUUGUCUUUACCAAAUCGACUUGACUCUGAGCCCUUGGGGUUCCUGCCACAGAAUGAAGCUCUUUCAGAGGAAAGUAGAUUUGCAAGAUGGAGAAAUUUUGCCUUGUUCUUGAAUUGGUUUCCUUUCUUUUCUUUUCUUUUCUUUUUUCUUUUUUUUUAUUAUUUUUUUAAAAAAGCAUAUUGAUAAGCCUUACUUUCCCUUUGUGGAAAUAUCAAGUGGCUUACUGCGUUUAUACUGAAGGUGGAGAAGGGUUAUACCUAGUCCACGGUUGGUGGGCUUCUUGAUUCCAAGCUGUGGGGUUAAAGGGGAAGGGGCAUUUCAUGGGUACAUAUCAGGUCAGAACCACUUUAUCGUGUGGCUUGGACUUUUCGGUAUUUUAACAAAGGGAACCUAAUCAAAUAAGAAAACUAUAGCAACAAAAAUUUGACAGUGAUGUUCUAAAGGAAAAACUAUCACCUAAAUUUUUUUUUAAUUACUAAUUUAAAUUGUUGUUGGGCUGUUGGGCAAUCUUUGCAGGGAGGCCAGCCCUCAGCAGGUCUGGUCAGAACCUCAUGUCCUGACAGAUACUGACACAUUUCUCCACCAUGGUGCGUGGGGGCUUGAUGUCAACAGAGCUGAAACCUUCACCUCCCAUUAUCUGGUUGUACUUGGAUUAAGAAGGAGAUCUGGGUACCAAGAAAAAUGAUGAGAACUAUAUAUGGAGAAAGAGAGGGAGAGUCCUGGAACCUUAUCCUACUUGUAGGAUCCGUUCAGCAUUCACUGGUAAAGGAUGAAUCCUUGUCCUUGCCAAGUAUGCAUUUAGCUCUAGAGCUCACAGCACUCAGAGUGUUCUAGAACUUCAAUGCUGUCUUAAAAUGAACGUUCUCUAAUGUCAGGCAGAAAGGUGGCCUUCCUUAUUUCAAAACACUACUGACUUUGAGCAGUGUAACGCCUCCAUCCCUUUGUGUCAGGUGACCAAAUGCACCCUGAGGGGAAGAACAAGCAUGUGGGGACCAUUUAUAAUGCAGUAAGGGGAUUAUAAGGGAUCUGGAAGGAAUCUAAUCUUUGUGACUGUCAGUUGGGAGAGGAAGAGAAAAUCCACUUGGACAGUAGUUUUUCUCUUCUUUGUUCCUGCUUGGGAGUCCCGACUGCUAUGAAUUCAACAGGAAGAGGUAUUUCCCUUCUUUUUACUGUACAUUCCAAUUGCCAUAAAAUGGCAUGCUGAUUUAAAAAAUCAGUAUGUAUUUUCGCAACUUUUUGUGACCUGCUAGCAUAUUUUUAGGAUAACUGUUGCACAGUAGAAUCCAUCACUCCAGAAUAGAAAGACCCAACUUGAUUUCAUCUGAAGUUAACUAUUUUAUUUACAUUUUGGGGUCAAAACUGGUUUGAUGAAAAGAAGUAUAGAAGCAUCUUUAUGAUAAAGCUACCUUCCUGAAAAACAAACCAUUCUGUCCAAAUAACUACUAAUCUGUAGAUUUUGCACUUUAUUUUUGAGACCUCAUUCAUGUCGUUAUCCCUGAAGAUUUGGGCAUUAAGAGAACUUGAGAAAAUUACUUCAUCAAUGUGUAGAGACUGAAAAUGCACCCUGUCUCUUUGGUGACAAAGAAGUACUGUUGAUAUUUUCAACAGAAAACGUUGACCCCGAGUCACAGAACAGGGACUUGGGUUCCCAAAGUCCCACUGUGUAUUAAUUGCAAGGAUUCCAGUGUCUGUCCUGGGAAGACUUGCUUGGUGAAGACUAUCCCCAGGGGUCCACAGUCAGCUCUUAUCACUUAUACUUGGCCUUUUUUUAUUUGAACCAGCAAGGUAUGUCUGCUCUUCUCAGGAAGAACCCAUUGGUUGGAACUGCAAGCGAUCACAGAAUGGAAUGCUUAUUUUAUGCCAGUUAUUUCAUGUUCUAAAAUACACAAAGGAAAAUAUUGAAAUAUUGGGAAGGGACCUCUUUGUCUCUUUCCCUUCUAGUCCCCCCCCCCUUUUUUUUUGGUCCUUGUGUGAAAUAAAUAGAGACUCUAAAACUAAUUUAUAAAUAAUCAGCCAGAGAUGCUGGUGGCAACUCAAACCAAAUAACACUGCUUUAAGAUCAGGUAUUCUGCACAUUCAUUCCAAGGGGAUAGAUUUGCAAGAGAUGGCAGAUGCAAAGCCGCUUGACGGACAACGUGUGUAGCCAGCGUUUAUACUGCGACCUCUCUCAAGACACGCUGACACUGUAGACUUCAUUCAGUGCAGUGGGAGUGUUUUGGGGUAGGUUGGCUGUAGAUUUUACAUUUUUAUUGUUUGAUUCAUGCCCACAGAAAUAGACAUUUCAUCAUGUAAGAUUCCUGUUAUUCUGGGAAACCUAUUGUUUUGAUCUUCUUGAAUUGUUUUUUGACCUGGAAUUCCCCUUUAAAAAAAACUCUUUAAGAUGUCUAGGGCUAAAAAGCACUUCAUGAGAUGCUAAAGCUGACCCAUUGGUCAAAAAUGUUGACCCUAUCCUGUUAUUUAAAUGUGAACAUUUAUUGUACAUUCAGUGAGUUAUAGUGUUAAUAGUCUUGUGCUACCCAGCAGGUGUAAAAAUUAAUAAACUUUUUUUUAGUAAACGCA